Messenger RNA from Rhizoctonia solani, 1038 nucleotides. Its product is annotated as Lipase (class 3). Bases 1 to 1038 code for a protein of 345 amino acids. The record is from RefSeq and is a predicted model, not a curated record. Lineage: Eukaryota; Fungi; Basidiomycota; Agaricomycetes; Cantharellales; Ceratobasidiaceae. Gene Ontology annotation, biological process: lipid metabolic process. The transcript is spliced from 7 exons.
AUGCUUUCGUUGCUCUCUGUCUUGACACUAACCUUUCCUUUUGGCGCAUUCGGGGCAAUGCCCGACGUCUCUUCUGUAAUUGGCUCUGUGGACAAAGAUGCCCAACUGAUUAAAGUUGGGGACGUCACCCCACUCAGUAGUUCAGAGGUUAAUAGCUAUGUACCUUAUGGGUGGUUUGCUUCCGCUGCGUACUGCCCUCCCAAAUCACGAGACAAUUGGCAGUGUAACGGUGAACACAUUUAUCGGUUACUUUCGACAGAGUCGUGUCAAGAGGAUUCUGUCAAGGAUUUUCAAUUGUACAAGUAUGGCGGAGACGGAGACAAAGAACAGUACUGGUACGUUGGAUGGUGGCCUUCUCACAAUUCGGUAGUGGUCGGACGUCAAGGAACAGAUUUCGAAAAACUGUAUGCAGCUCCACUCUUGCACUGCGUUCCCCGUCAACUCACUUUUGUCGAUUCUAGCUGGCCAGUGAUUACAGAUGUGACACUUGUCCAGGUUCCUACCGACCGGUUCCCGAUGUGCCCAAAUGAAGCCACAAUUCACCUUGGUUUCUUGGAAUCACACAAACGUUCAAUCGACUCCAUCUCUGGUGCCGUUGAAGAUAUCUUAAAAGAGCAUCACGGCGCACAGAUGAUAACAGUUGGCCAUUCCUUGGGCGCUGCGCUGGCUACACUAGACGGAAUGUAUAUGAAGCAAAAGUUAGGUUACAAUGUGGAGGUUAUUACUAGAACCUUUGGUGGUCCUAGGGUUGGAAACAAAGCUUUUGCAGAUUGCGUCGACGCAACGAUUCCCGAUUUCGUGCGUAUUACUAAUAAACGCGAUCCGAUUCCAAUUUUGCCUCCGGUAAUAUCUGGUUACCACCAUCCGAGUGGCGAGAAACACAUCAACCUGGAGGGUAUGUGGCAUAAUUGUGCGGGGCAAGAAAACCUAAACAAGAACUGCUCGGUGGGAGAGGCGUGGGUAAACGUACCAUAUUGGUUCGAACACGACGGGCCAUACGCUGGAGGUGCACAGACCAGACAGGAUGCUAAUUGUUAG